AUGGCGUACGCAUACCCGUACGUCUUCCGUGCCCAGGCGCCACCAGUGAGAGUGGAGGAUCACAAGGCCAAGGACGCCGCGCCUGUUCCGCAGGUCAAGGAGCAUUGGCCCGCAGGCGGUGGCAGCAGAAGCGCAGGAGCCGGGUGGCUGGACGGCCUUGGCUCAGGGGAGAGCCAGAGGCUGGCGAGCACCUACGACCUCGUGGAGACGAUGCAUUACCUGUACGUGCGCGUCGUCAAGGCGCGCGGGCUCCCAGCGAGCGCCGUCACCGGCGGGUGCAGCCCCUACGUCGAGGUCCGCGUCGGCAACUACCGCGCCGCCACGCGGCAUUGCGUGGGGAAGGCCAGCCCCGAGUGGAACCUGGUGUUCGCCUUCUCCAGGGACCGUGUGCAGGCCACGGUGCUCGAGGUGUUCGUCAGGGACAGGGACGCCCUGGGGCGCGACGACUGCGUCGGCAGAGUCGCGUUCGACAUCGCCGAGGCGCCCGUGCGCGUGCCGCCGGACAGCCCGCUCGCGCCGCAGUGGUACCGCCUCGACGGUACUAAUGGUGGGAAGAUGGCGGCGAACGGCGAGGUCAUGCUCGCCGUCUGGGUCGGCACGCAGGCAGACGAGGUGUUCUCGGACGCCUGGCACGCCGACGCCGCCUCGGUCCUUGGUGGUGACGGCGCGGCGGCCGUGCACAACACGCGGUCCAAGGUGUACGUUACGCCCAAGCUGUGGUACCUCCGGGUAAGCGUGCUCGAGGCUCAGGACGUCGUGCCGCCCGCGCCGGGUGCCGGUGCCACUGCGGACAAAGGCCGGCACGCCGAGGUCUUCGCCAAGGUGCAAGUCGGCGGCAUGGUCCUCAGGACUCGGCCCUGCACCACCAGGGGUCCGACGAACCUUGCGUGGAACGAGGAGCUGGUGUUCGCCGUGGCUGAGCCGUUCGAUGACCCGGCGAUUCUUAUCAUCGAGGCCCGCGUUCACCCCGGUAAGGACGAGAUCGUCGGGCGCGCCUUGCUGCCGCUCACGCUCUUCGAGAAGCGGCUAGACCGCCGCCCGGUCCAGUCGCAGUGGUUCAGCCUGGAGCCCUUCGGGCGUCCGGCGCGCCCGCCGGAGGCCGUCUUCGCCGGCCGCGUGCACCUCGUCAUGGAGGAGCCGACCAUGUACGCCAGCGACACGCGCCCCACCGCGCGGCAGCUGUGGCGCCCGCCGAUCGGCGUGCUGGAAGUCGACGUCCUCGGCGCGCAGGGGCUCACGCCGAUGAAGACCGUCGACGGCCGGGGCAUGACCGACGCGUACUGCGUCGCCAAGUAUGGGCAGAAGUGGGUGCGCACGCGAACCGUGGUGGACUCUUGCAGCCCCCGGUGGAACGAGCAGUACACGUGGGAGGUGUACGACCCGUGCACGGUGCUCACGCUCGCCGUGUUCGACAACUGCCACCUCGGCAACGCCGCCGUCAUCAGGGACCAGAGGAUCGGCAAGCCCCGCCUCCCCAAGGUGCACUACAUCCAGCCGCUCACCGUCGUGCAGCUUGACAGCCUGCGGCGGCAGGCAAUGAGCAUCGUGGCGGCGAGGCUGAGCCGGGCCGACCCGCUGCUGCGCCGUGAGGUCGUGGAGUACAUGCUCGACGCGGACUCGCACGUCUGGAGCAUCCGGCGGAGCAAGGCCAGCUUCUUCCGCGUCACGGCGCUCCUCUCAGGCGCGGCCAGCACCGCGCGGUGGCUCGCCGACGUUUGCCGCUGGAAGAACCCGGCGACGACGGUCCUCGUGCACGUGCUCUUCGUCACCCUCAUGUGCUUCCCGGAGCUCAUCCUGCCGACCACGUUCCUGUACAUGUCUACGGCUGGCCUCUGGAACUACCGCCGCCAGCCGCCGCACAUGGAUGCGAAGCUCUCGUGCGACGAGGCGACCCACCCCGACGACCUCGACGAGGAGCUGGACACGUUCCCGACGUCGAGGCCCUGA
Miscanthus lutarioriparius is the source of this 1947-nucleotide messenger RNA. The record is from the annotation of a GenBank genome assembly. NCBI's taxonomy places the organism in Eukaryota, Viridiplantae, Streptophyta, Magnoliopsida, Poales, Poaceae.